AUGUCCAUCGCGUUUAAUGUCGAGCAGGCCAUCGUGGCAUGCACGCCGUCUCGGGUGAAGACCGCCGGCGACGAGAAGCAAGUGCUGCACAGCCGGCUCUCAGCCGACCAUGAACCAGCCUCAACAGACGACGCCUCGGAUGCGCCUGCAGAGGAGUUCCAAGAGGGCGGCUAUGGCUGGGUCGUCGUGCUUGCCGUCUUCCUGCUCAAUGCCCACACUUGGGGCAUGAACUCGUCCUAUGCUGUCUUCCUGGCCUAUUACCUCCGCACGGACGCCAUUGGCGGUGCCAGUGCCAUUGCGUUUGCCUUUAUUGGCGCCUUUCUCGUGUCGCCUUUUGCCAACAUCUGCAUCCGUCGUCGCGGCACACGCACUGCUCUUUUGACUGGUGUUUUCUUUGAGACUGUCGCUUUCGUCGGCGCCUCCUUCACCAAGCAGAUGUGGCAGCUGCUGCUGGCCCAGGGUGUUGCCUUUGGCCUCGGCAUGGGCUUCAUCUUUGUGGCCAGCGUCGGCGUCGUGCCGCAGUGGUUCGUGCGGCGCCGGUCGUUUGCCAACUCGCUGGCGACGGCUGGCAGUGGCUUUGGCGGCCUGACGUACUCGCUCGCGACCAACGCCAUGAUCCGCCACAUGGGCCUGGCCUGGGCCUUCCGCACCAUCGCCAUCGUGUCGUGCGUGGUCAACCUCGCGUCGACGAUGAUGGUGCGCGACCGCAACAGAUCGGUCGGUGCCGUGCACGCUGCCUUUGACCGCACCCUCUUCCGCCGCCCCGAGUACUAUCUGCUGAUGAGCUGGGGCUUCUUCUCGCUGCUCAGCUACACCAUCAUCGUCUUCUCGCUGCCCGACUAUGCCGAAACGGUCGGCGGGACGGCCUCGCAGGGCUCUCUCGUCGGCGCCCUCUUCAACCUGUCGCAGGGAAUCGGCCGGCCGCUCAUUGGACUUGCCAGCGACCGCGUUGGCCGCAUCAAUGUCGCCGGUCUCGGCACUCUUGUCGCCGGUCUCGCCGCCCUGUUCGUCUGGAAUUUUGCCGGUCGCUACUACGGCGGUCUCGUCGUCUAUAGCCUCCUUGGCGGCUUCGCCGGCAUCCUCUGGGCCACCGUCGCGCCCGUUACCGCUGAGGUUGUCGGCAUCGCCCUGCUGCCUUCGGCCUUGUCCGUCUUCUGGGUCGUGCUCGCCUUUCCUGCCACCUUUGCUGAGGUCAUCGGCCUCAGCCUGCGCACCGCCGGCGUCGGCGCAUACCUGCAUGUGCAGCUGUUCACCGGCCUAUGUUACAUUGCCGCCUUUCUGUCGAUGUGGCUGCUCCGCGCCUGGAAGCUCCACCAGAUGGACGACUCCCGCCAGACGACGCCGUUUGUGUCUUUUCUGCUCAAGGGGAAAUGGGCUUUUGUGGUGGAGCGGGUAUGA
Messenger RNA from Grosmannia clavigera kw1407, 1398 nucleotides. Its product is annotated as major facilitator superfamily transporter. Lineage: Eukaryota; Fungi; Ascomycota; Sordariomycetes; Ophiostomatales; Ophiostomataceae. Gene Ontology annotation, molecular function: transmembrane transporter activity. The record is from RefSeq and is a predicted model, not a curated record. The transcript has 6 exons. Gene Ontology annotation, biological process: transmembrane transport. Bases 1 to 1398 code for a protein of 465 amino acids.